Molecule: messenger RNA, 3270 nt
Organism: Closterium sp. Yama58-4
Lineage: Eukaryota; Viridiplantae; Streptophyta; Zygnematophyceae; Desmidiales; Closteriaceae
Source: the annotation of a GenBank genome assembly
AUGGCUCCGACGUUGAGUUCUCGUUGUAGGGUGCUUACCGCGGUCCUCCUGGCUGCCGUCAUUGUCGCGGAUGCCAGCGCAAGCGACCAUAGAUAUAGCCAAGGGGACAGCGUGCCUCUCUACGUGAACAAAGUCGGUCCCUUCAGCAACCCGAGUGAAACAUACAAGUUCUUCGAUCUGCCGUUUUGCCAGCCAGGGAAGUUCAACGAGAAGCAUCAAUCCCUCGGCGAAGUGCUGAACGGCGAUCGAAUGGUUGAGGUUCAGGCCCCCUACGACCUAAGAUUCCGCGUAGAUCACGAGCGUACGACGCUCUGCAAGCGCACGCUCGGCGUUAAGGACGUCCAGAAGUUCCGCAACGCGGUCCUGAACGACUACUAUUUCCAGAUGUACUACGACGAUCUCCCGAUCUGGGGUUUCAUUGGCAGGGUUUACGUUGUCAGUGACACGUAUGACAAGUUUGACAGUGACACGCAUGACAAGUUUGACAGUGACACGCAUGACACGGUUGACAGUGACACGCAUGACACGGUUGACAGUGACACGCAUGACACGGUUGACAGUGACACGCAUGACACGGUUGACAGUGACACGCAUGACACGGUUGACAGUGACACGCAUGACACGAACCAGCACAUUUCCAUAUUCACGCACAUACACUUCGAGGUAGAGUAUAACCACGACCGCGUGGUGGGAAUAUACGUGGCGAGUGGUGCGGAUGGAAUGGUGGUGGUGGACAAUAGCGAGGAUAAAGAGAUGGAGGUGGAAUUCACGUAUUCCGUCUCGUGGACGCAGACGGAUACGGCGUUUGAGAAGCGCAUGGAUAGGUACACGCGGUACGCGCUCCUUCCGCAGCAUAUGGAGAGACACUGGUUCUCGAUCCUCAACUCGUGCUUCACAGUGCUGCUGCUCGCCGGCUUCAUCGCGACCAGACUCACGCACGUCCUCAAGAGCGACUUAAUCAGGUACACGCAUGGCUCAGAGUCGUUAGUAGAGCCGGAGGAGGCUGGGUGGAAGUCCAUCCAUGCCGACGUGUUCCGCUUCCCGGAAAACAAGGAGCUUUUCUGCGCCAUUCUUGGCAGCGGCACUCAAUUGCUCUUCCUGGUCCUUUUCAUGUUUAUUCUCACUCUCGUGGGGGUGUUAUACCCUGACAAUCACGGUGCUUCGUGGACGGCUCUGGUGGUGAUUUAUGCUCUGACCUCUGGAAUCGCUGGGUAUGCAUCUGCGUCGUUCUACAAGCAGAUGGAGGGGACCAACUGGACGCACAACAUUGUGCUAACAGGGUGCAUGUUCGGCGGGCCGGUGGUCAUCUCCUUCUGCUGCCUCAACACCAUCGCUGCUGUCAACAACUCCACCAACGCCAAGCCCCUCACCACCAUCCUCACCCUCACCCUCAUCUUUGCACUCAUUGCCUUACCCCUCCUCGUGGCCGGCGGCAUUGCCGGCAAGAAAAGCACUGCUGCAGAGUUCCUAGCACCUUGCCGGCAUUCCCAAACCUCAAAUUCCCCGAGGGCGAUUCCCGUGCUGCCCUGGUACCGGCAUGCAGCCCCUCAGAUGGCCUUGGCUGGGUUUCUGCCGUUAAGCGCAAUUUUCUUCGAGCUGUAUUAUAUUUGUGUGGAUUGGUGGGGGUAUAAGGCCUACAUUGUCUACAGCAUCCUCUUUAUAGUGUUCAUCAAUUUCAUCGUCGUGACGGCGCUCAUGGCGAUUGUUCUCACGUACUACCAGCUUGCAGCGGGGGACCACGAGUGGUGGUGGAGGUCGGUGCUGUGCGGUGGCUCCCCCGCGCUCUUCAUAUUCGGCUACUGCUGCUACUACUACCACGCGCACUCCGACAUGACCGGAUUCAUGCAGGCGUCUUUCUACUUUGUAUUGAUGGCGUGUGUCUGCUACGGCCUCUCCCUCAUGCUCGGCACUGUGGGCUUCUGUGCCUCGCUGGCCCUUGUGCGCCGCCUCUACCGCUCCAUCCAGUGCGAAUUCACUGGCACGGAAGGUGUAACUCUCCCAUUACUCCCUAGUGAAGGUCUGCGGGAAAUCAAUCGGGCUGCUUCCGGUGCAGCAGAUGUUUGUGCGAAACCUAAAGGAGAAAUCCACCUUGAAUUCAUGUCCCUGGAGAGCCGAGUGCUUGUGCUCCUUGGACGGAAAGAGAAGCUCGACUUUUCUGGAAUCGUGCAUCGAGAUCGAAAGUUCUCGCGAACUCCGCCACUCGGAUGGAACAGCUGGAACCACUUCCAGUGCAAUGUUACCGAACACAUUGUGAAAGCUGCAGCGGACAAGCUCGUGUCAUCUGGGUUAGCAGCCCUUGGAUACGUCUAUGUCAACAUAGAUGAUUGCUGGCAAGCUAACUCCCGAGAUUCAGAGGGUCGCCUGGCGGCCUCUCCUCGCUUCUUCCCCUCUGGCAUCAAGGCACUCGCGGACUAUGUGCACAGCAAGGGGCUCAAGCUGGGCAUCUACUCCGAUUCCGGGAGGCUUACGUGUGAAGGCAUGCCAGGGUCGCUGGGACAUGAGACGAUUGACGCUCAAACUUUUGCUGAAUGGGAAGUGGACUACCUCAAGUAUGACAACUGCUUCAACGAUGGCACUCCAAACAAGAUACGCUACACAACCAUGCGCAAUGCAUUGGAGGCCACUGGGAGGGACAUAUUCUUCUCCAUGUGCGAAUGGGGGCAAGACGACCCUUCCCUGUGGGCGUAUGACGUGGCAGACUCGUGGCGCACCACUGUGGACAUUGGGGACUCGUGGAGGAGCAUGAUGCGCAUUGCAGACAAGAACAACAAGUGGGCCAAAUACGCCAAGCCAGGCGGCUGGAACGACCCGGACAUGCUGCAGGUGGGGAAUGGUGGCAUGAGGCAAUCAGAGUAUCGUGUGCACUUCAGCCUCUGGGCCAUCAUGAAGGCGCCUCUCCUGAUCGGCUGCGAUCUCUCGGUUGUUUCAAACAAGACGCUGGCUAUUCUGGGCAACGAGGAAGUCAUUGCUCUCAACCAGGACCCUCUGGGCGUUCAGGCAAGGAAGGUGCAAGUCUCUGAAGACUCGCUGAUGGAGGUUUGGUCCGGGCCUCUGUCGGAGGGUCGGCAGGUGGUAGCCCUGGUGAAUCGCAGCCCAAUCAGCUUGAAGAUCACUGCCCAUUGGAAAGCCAUGGGGCUGAACCCGGUGCAGCGCAUGUAUGCACGAGACCUGUGGAAGAAGGCAACCAUGGACUCGGUCAUCUCAGGGCAGCUGAGCGCACAAGUUGCAAGCCACGAUGUUGCGCUCUUCCUCCUCUGGCCUGCGGUGUAA